Messenger RNA from Cyprinodon variegatus (sheepshead minnow), 784 nucleotides. RefSeq names its product dicarbonyl/L-xylulose reductase (gene dcxr). Lineage: Eukaryota; Metazoa; Chordata; Actinopteri; Cyprinodontiformes; Cyprinodontidae. The transcript has 8 exons. Bases 17 to 751 code for a protein of 244 amino acids. The record is from RefSeq and is a predicted model, not a curated record. Gene Ontology annotation, biological process: xylulose metabolic process; glucose metabolic process. Gene Ontology annotation, molecular function: carbonyl reductase (NADPH) activity; L-xylulose reductase (NADPH) activity.
CGGACCGAACCGGAUCAUGGAGAUUUCAUUUAGAGGGAAGCACGCGCUGGUGACCGGAGCGGGAAAAGGUAUCGGCCGGGCCACGGUUCUGGCUCUGGCCCGCUGCGGGGCCCGGGUCACCGCCGUCAGCCGGACCCAGGCUGACCUGACUAGCUUGGUGCAGGAGUGCCCCUCGGUGGUUCCAGUGUGUUUGGACCUGGCGGACUGGGCCGCCACAGAAUCUGCCCUGAAGAACCUGGAGCCGGUGGACCUGCUGGUCAACAACGCCGCCUACGCCAGUCUGCAGCCCUUCCUGGAGGUGACACCAGACCAGUUUGACCAGUCCUUCAACGUGAACGUCAAAGCGGUGCUCCACGUGUCUCAGAUUGUGGCUCGAGGGAUGAAGGCCAGAGGCUCCGGCGGCUCCAUCGUCAACGUCUCCAGCCAGGCCUCCUCAUGUGCUCUCAGGGACCACGCUGUGUACUGUUCCACCAAAGGGGCCCUGGACAUGCUGACCAAGGUGAUGGCCCUGGAGCUCGGGCCCCAUCAGAUCCGCGUGAACAGCGUGAAUCCCACUGUGGUCAUGACGAAGAUGGGCCGCCUGGGCUGGAGUGACCCGGAGAAGGCCCGGUCCAUGACGGCCCGCAUCCCUCUGGGCCGCUUCGCAGAGGUGGAGGACGUGGUCCACAGCAUCCUGUUCCUGCUGAGCGACAAGAGCAACAUGACCAACGGGGUGAUGCUGCCGGUGGACGGAGGCUUCCUGGCCUGCUGACUGACUGACUGUCUGCUGGUUGACCGCCUGCUG